Syzygium oleosum is the source of this 1331-nucleotide messenger RNA. Its product is annotated as cytosolic sulfotransferase 12-like. Lineage: Eukaryota; Viridiplantae; Streptophyta; Magnoliopsida; Myrtales; Myrtaceae. The record is from RefSeq and is a predicted model, not a curated record. Gene Ontology annotation, biological process: sulfation. Gene Ontology annotation, molecular function: sulfotransferase activity. The transcript has a single exon. Gene Ontology annotation, cellular component: cytoplasm. Bases 55 to 1044 code for a protein of 329 amino acids.
AAGUUGCUAUAUUAAUAAGCCUUCACUCUGAAAUUGUCCCUCACUUCCUCCACCAUGACACCCUCUCAACCUUCCCAAGCAAAGUACUUGCGAGAAGAUGACAUCUCCCAAAAAUGCCGAGACCUCCUUCCCUCGCUCCCUCACGAAAAAGGCUGGAUCACCCCCUCUCUCUACCAAUACCAAGACUUCUGGGUUGCCCCGAAGCUCCUGAACAGCGUCCUCGCUUGCCAAGACAACUUCCGAGCCCAAGAAACCGAUAUCUUCCUCAUCACUGCCCCCAAGUCCGGCACCACCUGGUUGAAGGCCAUCCUCUUCUGUCUCUUGAACCGGGCCAAGUACUCGGGUUCAAUGCAACAACACCCUCUCCUCACCCAAAGCCCCCACGACCUCGUGCCGUUCUUGGAGCUCAAGCUCUACUUCGGGCAAGAGAUCCCCAACCUCACCUCACUACCACCCCCGAGGCUCUUCGCUACCCACUUGCCUUAUCAAUCACUUCCACAGUCGGUCAAGGACUCUGGGUGCAAGCUGGUGUACCUGUGCAGGAACCCUAAGGACACCUUCGUCUCGCUCUGGCACUUUGCCAACAAGCUGAGGUCCAAAGAGACGGGCGGGAUGCCUCUUGGAGAGUGCCUCGACGCUUUCUGCCAGGGCGUAAGCCCGUUUGGACCCUACUGGGACCACGUGCAGGGAUACUACAAGGUGAGCUUGGAGAUGCCUGACCGGGUGUUGUUCUUGAGGUACGAGGACAUGAAAGAGGAUCCGCAUGUUCAUGUCAAGAGACUCGCCGACUUCUUGGGGUGUCCGUUCAGCGAACAAGAGCUGAGAGAUGGGACCGUGGACGGCAUAGUGAGGAUGUGUAGCUUCGACAGUUUGAGCAUGUUGGAGGUGAACAAGAGCGGGCAGUUAUCGACUGGACAAGAGACCAAGUCGUUCUUCAGGAAAGGCGAUGUCGGAGAUUGGGUGAAUUACAUGAGUGUCGAGAUGGGAGGGAAAAUUGACCGUGUCAUGCAAGAGAAGAUGCACGGUUCAGGGUUGAAGCUUUGAUCUUGAUUUGGGUUUAUGAUGAUGGCAAUAAUAAGCACUAUGGCCAAUGUACAGUUGGCCAAUGAGGUUCAGGGUUGAAGCUUUGAUCUUGAUUUGGGUUUAUGAUGAUGGCAAUAGUAACCACUAUGGCCAAUGUACAGUUGGCCAAUGAGGUUCAGACUUGUGCGAAUAAAAUAGUGUCAUGAUGUGGUGGAUAAUUAAUCCCAGUGUUAAAACUAUAAGAAUGUACUUGUGCUUCUAUAAAUGCAUCGUCCUUCCUUUUUCUAGUGAGAAGAUUAUGUUUUUAA